GUGUGACACCACUCUGUUUGGGUGUGAAGGUUCUUCAGUACGAUGGCGCUUACAGCUCAGCGCUGGCUCUGGAAACGCGCCUUUACAGUUUCGGGGUUUGUUAGGGCCUGCGUGCCGCUGUUUAGCGCGGUGCACAGCAGGACCGUCUCCAGCUGUAUUGACCCUUCCAUAGGGCUCUCGGACGAUCAAAAAGAAUUCCAGAAAACUGCCUUUAGUUUUGCUUUGAAUGAAAUGAGUCCACACAUGGCAGAGUGGGAUCAGAAGGAAAUCUUUCCAGUGGAGACAAUGAGGAAAGCUGCACAACUUGGAUUUGGUGGGAUUUAUGUUCGUCAAGAUGUUGGGGGAUCAGGACUAUCACGAGUGGACACCUCGAUUAUAUUUGAAGCAUUAUCAACAGGCUGUGCAAGUACCACUGCUUACAUCAGCAUUCAUAACAUGUGUGCCUGGAUGAUUGACGCAUUUGGGAGUGAGGAGCAACGCCGUAUGCACUGCCCUAAACUAUGUAGCAUGGAGAAGUUUGCUUCCUACUGUCUCACAGAGCCAGGAAGUGGCAGCGAUGCAGCUUCACUAAUAACUACAGCAAGGCGGGAUGGAGAUUCCUACAUUCUCAAUGGCUCAAAGGCUUUCAUCAGUGGUGGAGGAGACACUGAUCUGUACGUGUUGAUGUGCAGAACUGGAGACAAGGGUCCCAAAGGCAUUUCUUGUUUAUUAGUGGAGAAAGGUACACCUGGACUCAGCUUUGGCAAAAAAGAGAGAAAGGUUGGAUGGAACUCUCAGCCAACUCGAGCUGUGAUAUUUGAGGACUGUGCUGUUCCCGUUAGUAACUUGAUUGGAAAAGAAGGUGAUGGAUUUUCCAUAGCCAUGCAUGGACUGAAUGGCGGAAGAAUCAACAUAGCUUCGUGCUCAUUAGGUGCUGCAUAUGCCUCCAUUCUCUUGACUCAAGAUUAUCUCAAAGUGCGCAAACAGUUUGGGAAACCUCUUGCCAGCAAUCAGUACCUGCAGUUUAAACUGGCUGAAAUGGUGACUGGACUAGUAGCAGCUCGUUUGAUAGUGCGUAAUGCUGCUGCAGCUCUCCAGGAAGGUCGACAGGAUGCAGUAGCCCUGUGUGCGAUGGCCAAACUCUUUGCAACUGAUGAAUGUUUUACAAUCUGUAAUCAAGCGCUGCAGAUGCACGGUGGUUAUGGUUAUCUAAAGGAUUAUGCUGUACAGCAGUUUGUUCGAGAUAUCAGGGUGCAUCAGAUCCUAGAGGGUACCAAUGAAGUUAUGCGAAUGCUUAUCUCAAGAAACCUGUUUGAUGAAUAAUUUUUCUGCAUGCUAGGCCAGCAUUGCAGAAGAGAAACAACUCGUCUGAUUGAUUGAAAUGUCCUAGAAAGAUCAUUCAAUUAACAGUUACACACCUACUUGAUUAAAAGAAAAAUAUUAAUAGCUAUGAACUAACCUUUUCCAGAAAGAGAAGAAUGUCUGUACCCUUCAAUGUAAGGUAUCUGACCAGUAAAAUAUAACAUUUUUGUUGUUUAA
Messenger RNA from Chiloscyllium plagiosum (whitespotted bambooshark), 1518 nucleotides. RefSeq names its product acyl-CoA dehydrogenase family, member 8 (gene acad8). The record is from RefSeq and is a predicted model, not a curated record. Gene Ontology annotation, cellular component: mitochondrion. NCBI's taxonomy places the organism in Eukaryota, Metazoa, Chordata, Chondrichthyes, Orectolobiformes, Hemiscylliidae. Gene Ontology annotation, biological process: lipid metabolic process. Gene Ontology annotation, molecular function: flavin adenine dinucleotide binding; acyl-CoA dehydrogenase activity.